This is a messenger RNA of Oreochromis aureus, 2459 nucleotides long. RefSeq names its product transmembrane protein 183A (gene tmem183a). The record is from RefSeq and is a predicted model, not a curated record. The transcript is spliced from 8 exons. NCBI's taxonomy places the organism in Eukaryota, Metazoa, Chordata, Actinopteri, Cichliformes, Cichlidae. Gene Ontology annotation, molecular function: protein binding. Gene Ontology annotation, biological process: regulation of protein stability. Bases 169 to 1257 code for a protein of 362 amino acids. Gene Ontology annotation, cellular component: SCF ubiquitin ligase complex.
CUCUCGCGUUAUUUGCAACAUCACGUCAGUCCAUGAUGGCUGAAGAUCCUGGCGGAACACUUUCCAAUUUCUCUGUGAUUUUUCUUUCUUUCUCUUUACCUCAGCUUGCCAUAGAGACAUGGCAGGACUCACAGCCACGUUAAGCGUCCACAGAUCUUUGGUAUCGUCAUGCCCAAGAAAGGGAACCGAAAACGGCUGAAAUUUAAGGCCGGGGACGUUUGUUCGGAAUCAGUCACUGUAGCUGAUUAUGCUGAUGCCGACCCAGCCGUUGUGAAGUCGGGAAGGGUGAAAAAGGCUGUUGUAAAUGCGAUUGAAAAAGAAGUGAAAUUACUCUGCGGCCUGGAAGCAUCGCAGGGUGCUGUAGAGGAAGUCCUCUCCUCCGCAGUAAGCGUCAAAGCAGACGCUUUGGGCAGUAGCGACGAGCAGGACCCUGAAGAAGAUGGAGAAAACGAAACUAAAGUGUCCCGCAAAAAGAAGAACAAGAGGAGAAAGGAAAACAGUGAGAGCAGUGAUGGUGUAGAUUAUCCGGUGGACAUUUGGUUGGUGCUCUCCUCCUAUAUUCGGCCUGAGGAUGUGUGCAGAUUUGCUCUAAUCUGUAGGAAUGCCUGGACGGUCACUUGCACUGCAGCUUUUUGGACCAGGCUCUACAGGAGACACUACAGGAUUGAUGUUGAGCUGCCAUUUCGCCUCCAGCCUGUCUCUGUUGAGAAGAUGCGUUUCUUACGGGCUUGUGUGAUUCGCUCCCUUUUCCAUUUAUAUGAGCCGUUCACCUUGCGCGUGUCAAAGAUUCCUCCACUGCCAGAAUCCACACCCACUACCUUACUCAACUCCAAGUGUUUACUUUUCUGGGUCAAAAAGGUGUCGGGGACUCGGUCUGAAACAUUGUGGGAGUUCAACUUUAAAUUUUUAAAGCAGCAGGGAAACAGUAGGAAUGGUUGUGCCAAGUCCUUGCGUAUGCCUAGACAGUACGAAGAUGUUCACAUGAAUCCGGACUCUGACUGCUAUGUGCUUCAGGUCACCACCCUCAACUUCAUCUUCACCCCAGUAGUCAUGGGCAUGACGCUGAGCCUGUUCACAAUAAAUGUAAGCACAGACAUGCGCCACCACCGCGUUCGGCUUGUGUUCCAGGACUCGCCACUCCAACGGGGGAAGAAAAGAGCGGAUCUAGGUGGGACCCAGGUGGUGUUGGAUCCUGUACACAGUGUGAAGCUCAUGGACUGGUGGCAUCCACAGUACCCCUCCUUAAUCUACUCAUGAGUCUCUCUUCUCAGCCCCUACUACAGCAGGCCAUUGCAUCAGGAACCUCAUUAUUAUCUCGCUACACUCAUAAAAGACGAUACUUGAUGAUCUGUAUAUCAUGUUCAGUGAAGGUUUUUUGCAAAUACACAUUUUGAUUGUGAUUGUUAGAUGUUUAGUAAAAACCAACACUGAAUUGAAGUGAGACGGUCUGGUCAUAGACACAUGGGAGAGGGGACCCUGUCGUAUAAUUGUUGCGAUUUUUCACAGAUUACAUUGCUGCAUGUUGAAUAUACAUGUAUAACACAUUUUCUACUCUGGAUAAAAAAAUCAGAAAGAUCAUAAAGGGAUUAAAAGGGUGGGAAAAUUGUACUUUGUUAGAUAUUUGAUUUUAUAGACGCUUGAAAAUUCUUAAAAUACUUUGGCAUGUUACUGCAACAACCUUUGGAUUGAUUUUAAUUUGAAGCAUCCUCACUUAGUAUUAUGUGAAAAAGAUUGAAUCAGCUCUGCACUGAAGGGGCCAAAGAGAUGAUUUACCUCAGACAUCAUCUGCUGAUGCAGGCAGUGUUUUGUUUUCGCUUUUUCUUGGUUAAUAAGAUCUUGAUUGCCUUGCUGACUCUGUGAGCUGUGUUCUGUACUGCCACCCUUGCAGUGUUUCUUUACUCUCAACUUUGAACGUGUUCACUGUCUUCAUGUGUGAUGAAUGUGUGUACAGUUUUACCAGUCACAUGAUGAUGGUGGGGGGAGCUACCGCUGAUACUGAUUUAUCCAUACAUGUGUUUGACAGAGUCACAGUAGACCUUUUUUUUCCACCCACAGCAGACAGUUUGACUUUGGGAACAGUUUGUGAAAGCACAGGUGGAGUUAUUGAUGAUGUAAUUUUGCUAUGUUUCUCAGUAAGCUAUUACAGCAUGCAAAAGAGUAAGACCUCCCCCAGGUGGAACAUAAUCAUUCAUCAACCUGUGCUUUCCUGCUGUGACAAAUUAAAAAGUCUGUUUAACCUGAACUUAUUUGCACAUCUGUUGUGGGGUAAGAAGUCAUUAGAUUUAACCAUAUGCAGUUGCCAUAAUGUCUUUUUGGUGGCAUUACCCAGUAGCAGAGGACGGCUAGUUUUUCUGGUUGGCAGCUGCUGAUUGCUUUCGAGUCGGGGACUAGUUUUAACAAAUGAAAGUUUCAUUGAUAAAUCACUGUAGUGAAAUAAAAACUGAAACUGCCCUAUCAGA